AUGACAUCAAGCAGGUCCAUGGAAUGGAAAGGAAACCAAUCAUCUGUGGCCACAUUUUUUCUCAUGGGUCUCUCAAAUGAAAAAGAGCUGCAGCUCAUCCUCUUUCCAGUAUUCGUUGGGAUCUACCUGGUGACUCUCAUCUGGAACCUGGGUCUCAUCCUUCUCAUCAGGAUGGACUCCCACCUUCACAUACCCAUGUACUAUUUUCUCAGUUUCCUGUCACUUAUAGACAUCUGCUAUUCUUCUUCCAUCAGCCCGAGGAUGCUGUCAGACUUCUUAAAAGAUGAAAAAACGAUCUCCUUCAUUGCCUGUGCCAUUCAAUAUUUUGUUGUGGCCUGGAUGGGUAUGGCUGAGUGCUGCCUCUUGGCAGCCAUGGCCUAUGACCAUUAUGUGGCCAUUGGCAGCCCACUACAAUACUCAGCCAUCAGGGUACCUGGCCUCUGUGGGAAGAUGGUCGCUUGGGCCUAUGUGACUGGUUUCUUUAGUAGUUUAAUUCAAACAGUCUCUUGCUUUCAACUUUACUACUGUGGGCCAAAUAUUCAACAUUUCUUCUGUGACUUGACUCAGAUUAUUUCCUUACCUUGCUCCAAUCCCUUCAUCAGCCAAAUGAUUCUUCUUCUGGUAGCUAUUGUUGUUGGAUUUGGUACUUUGUUUGUUAUCCUCUUAUCCUAUGGUUUCAUUGCAGCUUCCAUCCUGAAAAUAUCCUCAGGCAAAGGCAGUGCCAAAGCCUUCAAUACCUGUGUCUCCCACCUGGCAACUGUGACACUCUAUUAUGGUACAGCCUUCUCUGUGUACCUGAGUCCCAAGUCUAAUCAGUCCAUGAAUCAGGACAAGGUGCGAUCAGUGUUCUAUGUCAUCAUCAUCCCCAUUUUAAACCCUCUGAUCUAUAGUCUGAGGAACAAGGAGAUCAAAGAGGCCCUCAAGAGGCUUAUAAAGAGAGAAAUAGCCUUAUGUCAGUCAGAAUAA
This is a messenger RNA of Loxodonta africana (African savanna elephant), 966 nucleotides long. RefSeq names its product olfactory receptor 5A1-like. The coding region runs from base 1 to 966 and encodes 321 amino acids. Gene Ontology annotation, biological process: G protein-coupled receptor signaling pathway. NCBI's taxonomy places the organism in Eukaryota, Metazoa, Chordata, Mammalia, Proboscidea, Elephantidae. The record is from RefSeq and is a predicted model, not a curated record. The transcript has a single exon. Gene Ontology annotation, cellular component: membrane. Gene Ontology annotation, molecular function: olfactory receptor activity; odorant binding; G protein-coupled receptor activity.